UCGAGCCACUUGACAGUGUAUAGUUCAGAUCGGCAAUACGGGAACCUACACGUAAAUAAUAAUAUAAUAAAAUAAAGAUGCCGCCGCCCGGUGGACGACACGGUGGAUACGGUCCUGGUCCAGCUCGCCCUCCGCCACCACGUGCCAACGUCAAUGUGGGCAUCAAUAUUGGAGGCCCGCCGCGGCCAGUGAUUGGCUUUGCUCCGCCACCGCCGCCAGCACUUGUUAUAGGUGGACCACCCCCACCUACUGUAGUAAUUGGCGCUCCGCCACCGCCAGCUAUGGUCAUCAAUGCACCACCUCCACGGCCCGCCGUCGUAGUGGGCGCCCAGCCCACAGCCACCGUAUAUGCGACUCCGCGCGAUGAAAUUUUCUGCUGUGUGAUACUUUGA
Molecule: messenger RNA, 392 nt
Organism: Scaptodrosophila lebanonensis
Lineage: Eukaryota; Metazoa; Arthropoda; Insecta; Diptera; Drosophilidae
Product: protein diaphanous homolog 2
Exons: 1
Coding region: 78-392 (104 amino acids)
Source: RefSeq, a predicted model, not a curated record